Mytilinidion resinicola is the source of this 1107-nucleotide messenger RNA. RefSeq lists its product as uncharacterized. The coding region runs from base 63 to 881 and encodes 272 amino acids. Gene Ontology annotation, molecular function: carbon-sulfur lyase activity. The transcript is spliced from 2 exons. NCBI's taxonomy places the organism in Eukaryota, Fungi, Ascomycota, Dothideomycetes, Mytilinidiales, Mytilinidiaceae. The record is from RefSeq and is a predicted model, not a curated record.
ACUUAUUUCAACUCAUACAAUAUAUACCUAGCAUAUUGACCGAUCCUCAUAAAUCCUCCAAGAUGGCUCACACGCCCACCUCCUCCAUGACCAGCUCAUUCCAGGGCCCCUCAUCCUCGACAGCAAUAACCCACAUCGUCGUCUUCAAGUACCGCCCAGACAUCACUUGGACGGACCUCGAAGCACAUUUCUCCGUUUUCAGGGCUCUGCAGACGCAAUGCGUCCACCCAUCCACCGGCAAGCCCUACAUGCUCAGCAUGCGAAUGGGCAACAACCGAUCCCGGGAAGCCCUCAACAAAGGCAUGACCCACGGCUUCGUCCUCGAAUUCGCAAGCCAGGAUGAUCUAGACUACUAUCUCACAAAAGAUCCAGUCCACGCAGCGUUCUCAAAAGCCGCGAAGCCAUUGAUCGAAGACUCACUAGUAGUGGACAUCACUCCCGGCAAACUGUUCGGCGACUUGCCCGCCCCACUCACCUCCAAGACCACGCAUAGCGGCUCCUGCCACUGCGGCAACCUCGCCUUCACCGCCGCGCUGGACACGUACCCACAGCCUUUGCAUGUGCUAUGUCACUGCCGCACGUGCCAGCUUCUCUCCGGCUCGCCGUACACCUGCAACACCAUCAUCCCGCAGGGGGAUCUAACGAUAACGCGAGGCUCGCCAGCGGAGUACGCGUACACCGGUGCCAGCGGGAAGAAGGUACAUUGUUUCUUCUGCAGGGAGUGCACGAGCCACAUAUAUCAUGUGCAGGAUGUGGCCCCGGACGUGGUUGUGGUGAGGACGCUGCUUUUGGAAGAUGGGCCGAAAUGGGGCGCGGGCGGGGAGAUCUUUGCGGAAGGGAGACUGGGUUGGGUGAGUGAUCUGAAAGCUGCGCUGGAAUAGUGUGAAGCGAGUAGAAUGGUUAGAGUGAGGCGAUAGAGCAAGGUGAUAGAGCAGCGUCAUGGAUGAGGUCGGUGGUUUAGAGCAAGGCGUUGGGGACAUAGUGUAAAUCAAGCUAAUGGCUCCUAGCGACGGCUGUGGUGCUCUGACUUGUUAGCGCUCACGAUUUCUCGAACACCCACCAGGAAUAGGGAAACAAAGCACGGGAACCUAUGGCGAUGUGAUGGAU